CCCCACCUCUUAUUGUUCUAAGUUUGAAGGGAAGUAGACUCAAUCCGACCUAUUCUCUUAAUCAGCAUGAAGAUCUCACACCUCAUUGCUCUUGCUACCUCUGUGACGCUUGUCGCCGCAAUGGAAGAAUUAAAACUUAUUUAUCUGGAACCUGAAAUUAGAUUCUUAGCCUGUACUGGGUUGCUUGCUAAGACAGCUACUUUAUUUGGUAAGAAGGAUAAGAAGGGUUAUUGUAAUGUCAAGAAUCAAGUUGCAUUGGGAAGUGCAGCCCAUUGUUUUGUCGACAAUAUGAAUAAGAAAGGUGUUAAUUAUUUCAUUGAAGAGUGUGAAAUAACAGAAGAACAAUUCUAUGCUGCCUAUGACAAUGCUACUCAAUAUUUGGUUGACGUUACCAAGGUUGAAGGUUUCAACAAGACCAAAUUACUCUCUAGUCCAAUUAAAUUGAAACAAGUGGCAGUGAAUAGAGCUUACGAUUCUAUCUACACCCGUUGGAUUAACUAUAACUACGCUACUUGGUAUUCAGUAGUCUUACUUAGUUAUUGGUUUGCUGCAAUCUUUAUUGCUGGUAUCUGUAACUUCCUUUCGUUCGCCUUCCCAGAUGUUUUAAGUUUCUUCAAUGGUAGUGCCUCAAAACUUUUCAGAAAGUAUAUCACUCUUCCAGCAACAAUAAGAAGAAAACAUGCCGCUAGUGGUUCCUUUAUGUACAUUUUCGCAGGAUUAAUCCCAACUAGAUUAGAAUCAAUCUUGGUCUUGGGAUGGUUUAUCUUAGCAUUGGUUUUCAAUAUUGAUCAUAUUGAUCAUGUUUCACAUAACUUUGUUUGGGCUAGUACGAAGGCUGAAAUGGGUAGAAAGAUUGCCGAUAGAUCUGGAAUCAUCGCUUGUUAUCUCGUUCCCAUUCAAAUCUUAUUUGCUGGUAGAAAUAACUUUACUCAAUGGAUUUCUGGAUGGUCAUAUUCUAGAAUGAUUCUUUUACAUAGAUGGAUCUCAAGAAUUACCUUCAUUUUGGUUUUGGUUCAUACCAUUGCUAUGUCUAUUUCUGGUGUUGCACUUGGGAAGUUUGUUUCCCGUAACAACAAGCCAUAUGUUAUUUGGGGUUAUGUUGCUACUGUUGCUGGAUUCAUUAUUCUCAUUCAAGCCAUGAUGAAGUUUAGAAACAAGAAUUAUGAAUUAUUCCUUGCUAUUCAUAUUCUUUUCGCCGUUUUCUGGAUUGUUGGUGGCUGGAUUCACGUUGCCGACGAUGGAUAUGAACGGUUCUACAUUGCGGCAGUUGCAGCAUGGUGCUUUGAUAGAGUAAUGAGAUUUGCUCGUUUAUUUGCAUUUGGUAUUCAAACAGCUCAUGUUCAAUUGAAGGCUAACGAAACCUUGAAAGUUACUGUACCAAGACCAAAAUACUGGAAGCCUUUCCCAGGUUGUCAUGCCUUUGUUCAUUUCAUGAGACCUACAUGUUUCUGGCAAUCGCAUCCAUUUACUAUUGUUGAUUCGGUAGAAAAAGAUAACACAAUCGUAUUUUACAUGAAGGUUAAAGGUGGUGCAACUCAUGGAUUGUACCAAUAUUUGGCUCAACAACCAGGACAUGCUGCCAAUAUUAAGAUGUCAGUUGAAGGUCCAUAUGGUAACAGAAUCCCAAUUUCCAAAUAUUCUACCAGUGUAUUUUUAGCUGGUGGUAAUGGUAUUCCAGGUUUAUAUUCUGAAGCCAUUGAUUUAGUUAAGAAAUCUUCUGGUGAACGUAAGAUUAGAUUUUACUGGGUUAUUCGUCAUUGGAAAUCAAUGGAAUGGUUUUAUGAAGAGUUGAAAAAAUUCGAAGGUACUUGUGUUGAACCAAUUGUUUAUGUCACUCAACCAGGUUCAGGUUUGGUUGAACCAAUUGGUAGUAGCGAUGAAGCCUCUUCAUCUGAUGAUGAAAAGAAGAACGAUGUGGAGAAAUCUGAAGAUCACGUUCAAAAUUUAAUGCAAAGUCUCCAUUUUAUUGAGUUCCGUGAAGGUAGACCAGAUUUGGAUGCUAUUGUUAAACAAGAGAUUUCAGAAUCAGAUGGACCAAUUGGAAUCGUUUCAUGUGCUCACCCAUCUAUGGUUCAUGGGAUUAGAUAUGCUGUCACUCACAGUUUGGAUGCUUCCAAGCAUCGUGUGGAUUAUUUUGAACAAAUCCAAUCAUGGUAAUUAUUUCAUAGAGUAAUGGUUUUAGAAGAUAG
Molecule: messenger RNA, 2189 nt
Organism: [Candida] anglica
Lineage: Eukaryota; Fungi; Ascomycota; Pichiomycetes; Serinales; Debaryomycetaceae
Source: the annotation of a GenBank genome assembly